Molecule: messenger RNA, 495 nt
Organism: Chenopodium quinoa (quinoa)
Lineage: Eukaryota; Viridiplantae; Streptophyta; Magnoliopsida; Caryophyllales; Amaranthaceae
Product: cyclin-dependent kinase 2-like
Exons: 5
Coding region: 1-495 (164 amino acids)
Biological process (GO): protein phosphorylation
Cellular component (GO): cytoplasm; nucleus
Molecular function (GO): ATP binding; cyclin-dependent protein serine/threonine kinase activity
Source: RefSeq, a predicted model, not a curated record
AUGAAAUCCCUUACAAAACUAGAAGCUACUGCUGAGUUUAGUGCUCCGGAGAUCUUACUUGGAUCACGAGAGUACGAUACAGCCAUUGACAUGUGGUCAAUUGGCUGUAUUUUUGCUUUAAUGAUCAGCGGCGAAAAUCCAUUUAGCACUGUUGUUUCUAUGGCUGCGCAGUUGUUUCAAACCAAUCCUCAGUCAGGGCAUUCGAUGUCCACUUUUGUUCUAAACAAUAUAUUUAGGACUUUGGGCACACCGGAUGAGUCGAGUUGGGUAGGUGUUUCUGACCUCCCCAACUAUCCCAAAGGAGGAGAAGUCCAUAAAAUUGAUGAGUUGGAUGUUCCGACAAAAGUUGAGGAGGAAGGGAAGGACUUACUGAGGUACCUUGUAGUGGAACCUAAGAGGUUCUCCGGUGGGGAGGAAACUUUUGCGAUUGGACUGUCACUGCAAAAGGCGAGUUUCUCUGUUGUUGAAUUGACUACCUUAUAUUUUGAUGAUUGA